This is a messenger RNA of Trichogramma pretiosum, 1458 nucleotides long. RefSeq names its product major royal jelly protein 1-like. NCBI's taxonomy places the organism in Eukaryota, Metazoa, Arthropoda, Insecta, Hymenoptera, Trichogrammatidae. The coding region runs from base 218 to 1447 and encodes 409 amino acids. The transcript has 5 exons. The record is from RefSeq and is a predicted model, not a curated record. Gene Ontology annotation, cellular component: extracellular region.
CUUUCCGUGUAAUCGUGUGGCUACGUGUGUUUGUUUUGGGAUACACGAUAACGCAUUGCGCAGCGGCGCGCGUAUAUUGGCUCAGUGUGAAUAUUUUAUCGUCGUCGCUGCACGAUAUUAAUAUUUCUCGCGAAAAGCAUUAGCGAGCUCGGAGCUGGUUUUUUCAUCAGUAUUAAAAGUAUUAACCCAGAGGCUGGAACCAACAAGGUUGACAAAAAUGAAGACGUUGUUAUGUUUCAUCGCGUUGUUUCAAACGAUUCUGGCUCUGUAUUCUCCGCUCGUCACGUACAACCAGUGGAAGUAUUUCGAUUAUGAUUGGGACACUGUCGAUCAGAAGAAUUUCUAUUUAAGGAAUAAUUUGUACGACGCUAGAAAUAUGACGCCGAUCGACGUCGACGAGUCUCCCGACGGUCGUGUAUUCGUGACGAUAAUUAGAGCUCCUGGAGUACCAGCGAGUGUCCACACAGUUUCUAGCAGAAACGGACCCGGAGGGCCUCUUUUGAAACCCUAUCCCGAUUGGUCUUGGUACAGUAACCAGUGCAGCGGUAUAACCAGCGUUUAUAGAGUCGCUAUAGAUAAAUGCAACAGAAUUUGGAUUCUGGAUACUGGAAUGAUCGGCGACGAUCACGUGUGUCCCGCUCAGUUAUUGGUGUUCGAUUUGGCUACCAACAAGUUGAUUCACAGACAGACGAUACCCGACCAAAUAGCGCGAAAUCGAAACGGAGCUGGCCGACUCAUAACUCCAAUCGUCGAAUUGGAUGGAAAUAAUUGCAACCAAUUUAAUGUAUACAUCGCCGACGUGACCGGUCAUGCUCUGAUCGUGUGGAACGGCCGCGAGUUUCGUCGCAUCGAGGGCGACGUGUUUCAGCCCGAGCCCCAGAACUCGCAGUACAGCAUCGCGGGCGAGAGCUUCUACCUGGCCGACGGCAUACUGGGCAUGUCCAUCUCGCCCUGGACGAAGCUGGGCGACCGAUUUUUGGCCUUCAAACCGUUGGCUUCCAAAUCGAUGUACCUCACAACCACCAAAGAGAUUCAGAACAAUUUCAAUAAUCCUCAGAACAUACAGUACAUUAGGGGUAGAUACGUGUUGCCGAGUCAAGCCUCGGCGAUGGCUUUCUCGUCGACCGGAGUUCUGUUCUUCGGUAUGACGCGAGAAAUCGGCGUCGGUUGUUACAAUAUCGAGAAUCCUUUGGUAUCACAAAAUAUGCAAAGCGUCAUCACGGAUUACGACAGACUUCAAUUCAUCAGCGGAAUGAAAGUCAUCAAUCACACUCCGGAUCCGAAAAACGACAAAUUAGUCAUGAUGUCGAAUAGACUACAGAAAAUCUACGCUGGAACGAUGGACUUCCGAGACGUAAAUUUCAGAAUCACCUUAGCACCGGUCAAUCAGCUGAUCAAGGGUUCCAUCUGCGAUCCGAAUUUCACGCCAUACAGAAGUAAAAAUUGAAUAAGAGAUUC